AUGGCUGAUCCUCUGCGGAGGACUUUACUAGCGAAACUCCGGGGGAAGAAAUCCAGGAAAGGAGCGACGGUCGGCGGUGGAUACGGCUCUCCUGCUGCUGCCGCUGCGGUGAAUGGGGGCCGAGAAGGUAAAGAAAAAGUUUUGCAAAAGCAGCGAGACUCCGAUGAGGCUCGCUCCAUAGUCUUGUUCGCAGAUCUGGAUUGCAUGCCAGAGAGAAUGAGUACGUACGAGAAUUAUAUUGACGGCGCUGGGGUGCAGACAGACGGGGUUAUUGCAGUAGCGCAGAGUCGCGCAGCGCAGUUGGCCGGCUCACGUCCCCGAGAGCGAAGCCGCGGGGGCAGGGUUCGGGUUAAUGAGGAGCUCCUGGGGGUCCCACUUCAAAGAGACUUGCCGUUUUGGGGGGAUGCUUUUUGGGAGGGUGAUAGGAGAAAACCGGGGCACAGGUCCGCUGACAGAGUCACCGCGGGUGUUCCACUCCCUGGACCGCAUGUGCAGAGAAAACACUGUAUUUCGGUCGGAGAUUCAAUCGGGUUUGGGGACAGUUCAAAUCCAGUUUUAAGCAGAACGCAGGUACAGGCGCAUGUAGGGGAUGGGAGACCAUCAGAGGGCCGGUUUAAAGGAGCUGAUGGCGAGGUUAGAGAGCCCAAAGACAGAGGGUGCUCCCGGCACAUGGUAGGGACUGUUCUGGCCGUGCGUGAAAGCAAUGCCAACUGGAGUUUUGACAGCAGACCGACUUUGGAGACAAACGCACGAAAUUACGCACGCGUGUGCCCAAACCGCAUGUUAAAGAACACCGAAGAAAACGCCGUAAUCAGAAAUAUUGAGAGCUACGAUCCUGACUAUGCCGGGGACGUUAGAGGUGGUCUGCUGAGUCCCACUUUUUUCCCCACUGAGUUAGAAAUAUGCGACGUGAACAUGGCAUCCCUGUGCGCCACAGAGCCCUCACUCACAUACCCUUUAGACAGCGAAGAUGACGAUUACUACGAUAAUGAAAUUCUGCCCUUCUACGAAACAAUCAGACCAAUGACUGACGGUGAGAGAGCAGAGACUGUAGAGCUCACCCAGCCUGGUCAGGAUAAAGGACGGGCUGGUGAUAGUAACAGUGCCCAGGAAACAGACAGGCUUAGGAACCAGCUGAAAGAGGCUUAUUACCUUCUUAUCAAUGCUAUGAAUGAUAUCAACAUGGAUGUCCAGCAGAUCGGUGGUGGUUUAACCGAGCAGCAGGCCACCUCAUCGUGUAGCAGCCCGUCCAGGGACAGCCUGUGCUCCAGGUUGUCUUUGAAAAACAGGGACAGUGACUCCUGGUCGUCAGGAGAGGACCAAAGCCCUCAGCAGGUGUCAGACACCGACUCACUGCUGCUCUGUCUCACUGGGAUUGUAGAGGUAGGACUCAAAGGCAGGCUGAAGAGUAAGAGCAUGGCGAACUUGUCUUUCACCAAAAAACCUACUUUGUCACGCUCUACAAGCGAUGGAGAGAUUAGGUACCAGGACGCCUUCUCAGAGAGUGUUCAGGCUUGUGGAACGCAAAGUGCUGAAAUCUGUGAUGAUCAAGAAGCUGAACGAGGUGAAGGAGGCACAGAAGCAGGUGAGCUGUCUGAACCUCGGGUGUUCUGCAGUGCCGUCAGCAACGAGGAGCUGCUGCAAGAUGAUGGCGUUGAAGAAGAACGGGGCGGGCAGCUGAAUGAGAGCCGUGGCUCCAUCAACAGCAUCACAAGUUCCUCAGACAGCAACACCGAGAAGGCAACACAUCAGAGUCACGACAACAAGCAGGAUCUGACUGAACUCCAGACACAGGUGGCCAACUCGGUCAACAAAGGUCAUGGUGUCACUGUCAACAAGAUGCAAGAGUGGAUGCACAAAGGCCGCAUGCUGUCUUCUGAAAUGAAGCAGCGCAUUGAAGGCUCAUCUUUGCCCCGCGGUGGAGGCCAGAGCCAGGACCGGUCCUGUCCUCAGGUUAACCCAGGAGGCUGUAAACCAGGGACCCAGACAUCCAGCCGAGCGGGUAAAUCUGUCAAGGCCAAGUCACAACAGCACCAGCAGCAGCAGCAGCCAGCUUUCAUUGAGAAUGUCCAGACCUCCUGUGCUAAUAGCCGAGAGGCAGGCAGGACCAACGAGAGUUCAUCAUGGAGGCCACAGCUCACCACCAUCACUGUCUCCAAGAAGCGCAACUGGUUGCAGCAGAGCUCACUUGGGAAGAAUCAGUGCACUAAGGAUGAGCUUCAGGGAAUGCUGGGAGCCGACGAGGAGGGCAGCCAGGGUUUCCAUCAGCCACUUCCUUCUCCUAGUCCCUCCCCAGACCAUCUGAGGCCCUCAAGGGGAGCACCCCCUAGGCCGGUUCGCCUACAGCUGCCUCAGGUCAGCGUUAGUCCGGCAAAAGUGUCUCCUCACCCUCCUAGCAUGGACCCAGCUGAGGAAAACGAUGCAGAUGACGAAGGGGAAAUUUGGUACAAUCCCAUACCUGAGGAAGAUGAGCAAAACAAUUCUGAUCAACGCUCCCGAGGGCUGACCGCCCCUCCUCGAGCUGAACCCCAGAGGAGGUCCAGCAAAGGGACUGAUUUGGUUCAUGGUGGCAAGUCCCUAGAUGGAUCCAGCUGUGGAGGGCCAGAGGCCCUCGUGGAAAGCCUCGGUGGUGGUUCAGGAGAUGCAAGUCAGGGGAAUGCUGUGCAUUCCACAGAAGUACUACAUGCGCACAGGCAGAUGCUCGCGUGCAAACCUCAGGAGGAGGGGGGGCCUUCCAGCAGCAGACCCACAGAUUGUCUUGACCUGCCCAACACCGCCAGCUUUUCACCUCCCUCCAGCCCAAACCCGGCCAAGAAGAGCAGCUCAAUCAACUGGUCCUUCCCAGACAAGAUCAAGUCCCCACGUACCGUCAGGAAGAUCUCCAUGAAGAUGAAGAAACUCCCAGAGCUAAGCCGUAAGCUCAGUGUCAAAGGGACCCAAAACAACAGCAGCAGCAAUGGAAGCAGUCAGCUAGAACCGAGGGCCCAUUCUCCAAAAGCAAAUGGCAGCAGGUCAGAGGUUGUCUUGCAGACUUCAGGGCCUCCUCGGUUAGCUUCAUCUGGGGGUGGGCAGGCUAGCCGUAAUGUGAUCUCACGCUACCACCUGGAUAGCAGUGUGUCCACACAGCACAGCUUUUAUAAGAAGAAAAGCACUGGUAGCUCAAAGUCUGCCAGUAAAGGUGGCUACCUCAGCGAUGGUGACUCGCCAGAGCUGGUGGCCAAAUCUGGCAAACAUGGGUCUGGAGAGGGGAAGGGAGGAAAAGGCAAGGAUACAGAAGGAGGAGGUGGAAACUCCAGAAUCAACGGCACAGAGCUGGACAUUGAUGCUUUCCGUCAUUACAGCUUCUCAGAGCAGCCCAAGUGCAGCCAGUACAUCUCAGGACUGAUGAGUCUGCAUUUUUAUGGUGCAGAGGACCUCAAACCCCCACGUAUUGACUCUAGAGAUGUCUACUGUGCCAUCCAGGUGGACUCGGUUAACAAAGCACGAACCGCUCUCCUCACCUGUCGAACGACCUUUUUAGAUAUGGACCACACCUUCAACAUUGAGCUGGAGAAUGCCCAACAUCUGAAGCUGGUAGUGUUUAGCUGGGAGCCCACACCCAGACGCAACCGUGUUUGCUGCCAUGGCACAGUGGUACUGCCUGCUCUCUUCAGAGUGACACGUUCCCACCAGCUGGCGGUAAAGCUGGAGCCACGUGGGGUUAUCUAUGUCAAGCUGAGUCUGAUGGAGCAGUGGCAGAACUCAUUGAACGGUGGUCCAGAUGGAGACAGGGAGCCACAGGUGUUUGGUAUGGAGGUGUGGCGAGUGGUGGAGACGGAAAAUACAGGGCUGAUGGUACCACUUCUUAUAAGCAAAUGCAUCAAUGAAAUCGAGAGGAGAGGCUGUCAGGUGGUGGGUCUCUACCGUCUGUGUGGUUCGGCAGCAGUAAAGAAGGAGCUGCGUGAGGCGUUUGAGAGAGACAGCCACGCUGUGGAGCUGUGCGAAAACACGUAUCCAGACAUAAACGUCAUUACAGGAGUGCUGAAGGACUAUCUACGUGAGCUGCCCUACCCUCUGAUCAACAAGCAGCUAUAUGAGGCAGUGUUGGAGUCUAUGGCUGCGAGGCCUCUGCGGAUGGGAGCGUCUGGGUGUGAGAAUGACCAGGCCGACUCUGAACACACCGUCAGCCUGCUGGAAAACCUGCCAGAGGUGGAGAGGAUGAUGCUGCGGAAGCUUCUUGACCACCUGAAGCUGGUGGCAUCCUACCAAGAGAUGAAUAAGAUGACAUGCCAGAACCUAGCGGUGUGUUUCGGCCCGGUGCUGCUGAGCCAGCGUCAGGAGGCGUCCUGCCACACCAACCGAGUCUUCAUCGACUCUGAGGAGCUGGCCAGCGCGCUGCACUUCAAAAAGCACAUCGAAGUACUGCACUACCUGCUCCAGCUCUGGCCAGUUGUGGACCCACAUGGCCAGUCCUCUUCUCAGCCCCCAGCACCCUCUCUGGUUCCAACUUCUUCUGACCUGCGGACAGCCCCCCCUCUGCGACGGAGAAAAGAGCGCCCUCAGGUGCUGAACCUCACUGGAGCAGAGAUGGCGGGCGUUCUGCGACCCAAACCAGGGCGUCUGGACAGCCCCAGCAACCGCUAUGCUGGUGACUGGAGUGGCUGUGGUGAGACGUACUUCCCUUCUGAAAUGUUGUUACCUUCCAGCAAAGAAGAGGCAGACUAUGACGACGUUCCCUCAGAAGACACUGAGGCAACUGAGGAGGUCCAGGAGAAGCAAGAGGAAGCAAAAGACGGCAUACAGCUCAAGGUUGAUUGUCCUGUGUCUGAUACCGCAGAUGAAGAGCAACCUCAGAGAAGGGAGGUGGUAAAGGAGGAGGAAACACGGGAGGCGGUGGAGGAGCAGGAGAAGCUAAUAGAAAGUGACAGCUCAAACAGUGGACACCCAUUAGAGGAGGAGGAGCAAGAACACAAGGUGUGUAACCACAUCCUGCCACCUCGGCUACCUAAAGAGCACACUUACCAGGCCUACAUGAAGAUCCAGGAUAUCAGUCCUGUACUGAGCAACAGGGUGAACCUGAGGGACCUGCAAGAGAGCAUCGACACUCUGAUAGGAAACCUGGAGAGAGAGCUCAACAAAAACAAGCUCAACGUGGGAUACUAACUCCUAGACACAGAUACGCAGACAUAUCCACCCGCACCCCCAUGAAGCUCGAUAAGGUUUGGAACAGAAUCUCUUUAUCUCUGAAGGUGCUUUGGGAUACAGCCAUGGAGGUCUUGUGACGUCACCAUGGCAGCAUGGUGCACGGUACUGCUGCUGCAAAAUCCUAGAAGAUGAGAUAAGAAAUGUAACAGGGCACUUGUGGCGUUUGUACCAUAUCCACAAACAUUCCGCAAUAUUCUCCUUUUAUUUUGUUGGCUGAUUAAACUUUAUGUUGUGUGGUUUUGUUUUAGUCCAGUUCUGUGUUCCAUGUUGUUAUUGUUGCUUCUCUUCUUAUUAGAAGAACCCAAUUACCCCUCAGGGGUUUAAAAGGUGCCUUAAUUGUGUGAAGGUGGUACGUCAAGAGGAAAGUCUACCCUGAAAUAUAACACAUCACCUCCGAGGAUCUGGGCCUGUGUAGAUAAAGAGAAGGGGUUUUCAAGAGCCUUUCUUACAAAAAAAAAAAAAAAAAAAGCUAUAGUGCAUUUUAAAUUCAGCAGGUGCACAUCCAUUUUUAGAACUCUGGGGCUCUCUAACAAAAUUUGGCCCAGUCUGAAUAGAGAACUUGCAAAUUUAGUCACUUUCAGACCUACUUUUGGCAGUUAAUUUAGUAAAACGAACCAAGAUCGUUGGAGGAACGUGUACACUUUGUCUUAGGGUGGAUUUCCUUUUUAAGGCAGUAAAGAGCUUUUUCUAUUGAGGUAUAAAACACUAAAUGUUAUACAACAACAAUGCACUUAAUAGGCAGGCAGUAGUGUAGAUUAUCAUCAUGCAGUAAAAAGUCUGUUCUGAACUAAGGGGAGAAACUGCCGCCACUUAAACCUCCUCUAUGUUCAAAGUCACACCUAUGCUUACGGCUAAACAUACAUUUUGAACAGAUUUUGAUUUUAAGCAGAAUUGGUGUUUCAUGUAGUGUUGCAGGUUUGGUAAAUUCACCUUCUUGCCCAGGAUUAGAUGAAAAGAUUGAUACUACCCUCAUGUCUGUAAAUGAAUAUAAGCUAGAGUCAGAAAGCGGUUAGCUAUGCUAGCUUAGUGCAGCUAAGGUUAGUGUAGCUAAGAUAGCUAUGUUCUUGAGAAAAUAGAGUAGCUUGGUUGAAAAAAAAACCAUGAAUAAAUUUAAAAAAAAAACAUCCUAAAAUGUUACAGGUCAUAAUUUACAAAAAUAUAGAUUAGCAAAGACGCGAACGUGGUAUCAACUUUCUCAUCUACCUUGAUGCAAGAACAUAAAGAAGCUUGUUAUUUCUAAGCUGGUUAUUUCUAAGUUGUUGGGGUUUUAUUGUUAAAGAAAAAAAAUGAAAUAAAAUAAUUAAUUUGAAAAAAACACAUGGUCAAAAACAGUGAAAUAAACAAUGUGAAGCACAUCAUGUAGAUCAGCAGCGGAAAUAAAAAUGGCGGGCUCAUCCAGUUAGUUCAAAAUAGCUAGCUGCUUAAAAAGACAAAGGACGUUUUCAGCAAUCCAGGGAUUCAGAAUGAUCAGUAUUUAACCUAUAUGUAUAUGUAUAUAAUUAUAUAAAUGUAUUCGGAAUAUAUUAUUUUUACAGCUUAUAUUUCAAUGGCGUAUUUAAAUACUUCUUAUGACCUCCUAGUGUUGCCGUGUAGCAAUAGUUGCUUCUUUCUCUUAAAGCUACCUGUACACAUCUUAAUGUGCUGGACUAAUGGUACAACUUUAGCUGUAAAAUAUAUGGUACAAUCGUGCUCUUGCAGAAAAAAGUGAUAUUGUUAUUUUUGUGAUAUUGUGUAUAUAUUUGACAUUGUUUUAUGUCUCUGGUGGACUAAGGCGUGCUAAUGAUUUUUUGGCGGGUUUUUUUUUUUUUAAGGUACUGAACGUUGCAUGGUCAAAAGCUUUACUGACAUAAGCAAGGCUCUGUCUCAUCUGCCUUUGUAUAUCAUAUUUAUGUGUAAAAUAAGAUUAUUUUGUAACGUAUGCGCAUUUGUUUGACCCCCGUUCCUUUGUAAGACACAUGACAGCAUUGUCCAAGCUUUUUUCCAAAGGACUUAGAGGCAGGCGGUUUAUGAAACGCAGAAACUGGUAACGAUUUUUUUUUUCUUUUAAACUCCAGCAACAACUGUAAAAUGCUUUUACUGAUUGAAAGUCAAUGGUUUAAUUGCACUGUUAUUGUUAUUAGUAUAUUUGCUAAAUCACUUUUGGGUUAAUUUUAUUUUAGGAGGAUUUCUAACCUAAAAUAUACAGAAUAAGAAUAAGUAAAAUAGUCUUCAAAAUGGUUUCACUUAUACAUUGAGUUUGUUGUUUGCCCUCCUGCAUGGUGUUUUUGCACAGUCCUGCUGCUUCAUGGUGAAGCUGGGCUGCUGCUGAGCGGAUCUGUUGAAACUGGGUUUCAGCAGGGUUCCUUUCAAACCAUCUGUCUGUGCAGGCAACACACAAAGAACCAGGGCCUCAUUUAUAGAAGCCAUUGUGAAGAAUCAGCUAAGGAUUUUUUUUUUUAAUGUAAAGAUUGUCCUUUAAAUCUGACGUGCAUUCUUGCUUACAAUGACCCAGUUUCCCUAAUAGGAUCUCAAAUUAUUACUCAAAGGAUACACAGAGCGCGCAGAUGCUUUUAUGGUUUCAACUCAACAAUCAAAUAGAAUGAAAGUAAACUGUGACGCUAAUGGCAGAACUCAAGUCUGUUUCAGAGCUAACAUGGAGAUGCAAGUGCAGCGACUGAGUCAUUAUCUGACCUCCUCAUUUCCCACCUCCUUCUCCUUCCACACAACAAACAAACAAAAAUCAUUUCUGUCUGAUCCUCUUUGUCCUUUGGAGGAAAAAGUGCCACAUUCAAAGCAUCACUAAACAAAAAUAGAGAAGUGCUUUGUAUUGAUCCUGAGAAAUGUAUGGUCAUAAUAAAGUAUGUUAUUUUACGUUCA
Pelmatolapia mariae (spotted tilapia) is the source of this 8040-nucleotide messenger RNA. It is a transcript of the gene syde2, whose product is annotated as synapse defective 1, Rho GTPase, homolog 2 (C. elegans). Gene Ontology annotation, cellular component: synaptic membrane. Bases 1 to 5142 code for a protein of 1713 amino acids. The transcript has 8 exons. The record is from RefSeq and is a predicted model, not a curated record. Lineage: Eukaryota; Metazoa; Chordata; Actinopteri; Cichliformes; Cichlidae. Gene Ontology annotation, molecular function: GTPase activator activity. Gene Ontology annotation, biological process: regulation of Ras protein signal transduction; signal transduction; cell migration.